AUGUGUUCCGGAGUUCAUCCAACAGGUUAUUGUCCACCACAUCUCGAAGAAGAAGUAAACUAUGUGGGCAAUCAACAAAGGCAGGGACAAUUUCAGGGUCAAUAUUCGAGAAAUGCAAAUCAACAACGGUUUCCAAACAAUAACAACUUUCAAAGAGGUAACAACUUCGGACAACCGUGGAAAUCUAAUGUCGGACCUUCAAAUCAACAGCCAUUUAACAACAACUUCCAACAAUACCCGCCUCAACAAGACCGAACACAAAAGAUUGAAGACACCCUCAACCAAUUCAUGCAACUAACCAUGGCCAACCAACAAAACAACACCGCAUCCAUAAAGAAUCUUGAGACUCAAAUGGGCCAACAAGCUCAACAUUUGAGUCAAAUUUCACAAAUAUUGGCCAACCAACAAGGAGGGAACGUCACAGCAAAUACUCAAAACAAUCCCUCCAUUACCACAAGAAGCGGCAAGGUGAUUGGGCAAGGGAUUGGAAAUAAUUUGGAGGUGGAGAGACAUAUUGUUGACAAUGAAGAGGAGGUGGAGAGUGAGAAGGAAGAGGAAGAUGUACAUAGUAAUGAGGAAGAUGACAAGAAUGUGCUGGCUCAUAAGCUUCCAUAUCCUAAAGCUCAAUCGAAGAAGGACUUGGAAAAACAUUUCAAGAGAUUCCUUGAUAUUUUCAAGCGAUUGGAGAUCAAACUUCCUUUUUCCGAAGCUCUUGAACAAUUGCCAACUUAUGCCAAGUUCUUGAAGGAGAUCUUGUCUAAGAAGCGUCGCUACAAAGAUGAUGAAACAAUUCAACUAGAUGCAAAUUGUAGCGCAAUCAUCCAAAGACAUUUGCCAAAGAAAGAAAAAAAUCCCGGAAGAGUAACAUUGCCGGUAGCUAUUGGAAACGUCAAUGUCGGUAAAGAUUUAAUUGAUCUAGGCUCAAAUAUUAAUCUUAUUUCAUACUCGGUUGUCAAACGAGUCGGUGGCCUAGAAAUGAAGUUAACAAGGAUGACUCUACAACUAGCCGACAAGUCUGUGGCACGACCAAUGGGAAUUGCCGAAGAUGUCUUAGUUAAAGUGGAUAAAUUUGUGUUUCCCGUUGACUUUGUGGUCAUGGACAUAGAAGAGGAAGAUGAAAUGCCGCUAAUUCUUGGUAGAACAUUCAUGCUCGCCGCACGAAUGAUGAUAGACUAUGAUGAUGGAUUGAUGAAGGUGCGGCUUGACGAUGAAGAGAUCAAUUCCAAUCUCCAUAGUGCAAUGAAGCACUCCAAAGACAAAGGAGCUUGUUUUAAGGUGGAUGCAAUGCAUGAAGUUAUCAUGGACACAAGGAAACAAUUGCAUAAACCUACAGCCCUUGAAAGAGUGCUCAUCGACGCACUUAGUGUCCUUAGUGCGGAUGACGAAAAGGAGAUAGAAGAAUGCUUGAAAGAGUUGGAAACCUUGAAGGAGAUUCCUCCAAAGAAAGCAAAAGUGGAGGAGUUAAAAGAGAAAGAAAAGGUUGAAGAAUCAAAGAAUGAAUUUAAAGUCUUGCCGUCACAUCUUAAAUAUGUGUUCCUUGAAGAAGACGACACUAAACCGGUCAUUAUUAGCAACUCUCUAUCAAGCAAUGAAGAAGACAAGUUGAUUGAAGUUCUUAAGUAA
Medicago truncatula (barrel medic) is the source of this 1623-nucleotide messenger RNA. RefSeq lists its product as uncharacterized. Lineage: Eukaryota; Viridiplantae; Streptophyta; Magnoliopsida; Fabales; Fabaceae. The coding region runs from base 1 to 1623 and encodes 540 amino acids. The record is from RefSeq and is a predicted model, not a curated record. The transcript is spliced from 3 exons.